GUGUCUCCCCGCUCGCCAGGGCUCCUGACGCCGCCGAGGGUGACCCACAAAGGCCGGAGAGAUGGCCGGCGCUUCGGUGAAGGUGGCGGUGCGCGUCCGCCCCUUCAAUUCCAGGGAGAUGAGCCGGGACUCCAAGUGCAUCAUCCAGAUGUCCGGAAGCACCACCACCAUCAUCAACCCCAAACAGCCCAAGGAGACACCCAAAAGCUUCAGCUUCGACUAUUCCUACUGGUCACACACCUCGCCGGAGGACAUCAACUACGCGUCCCAGAAGCAGGUGUACCGGGACAUCGGCGAGGAGAUGCUGCAGCACGCCUUCGAGGGCUACAACGUGUGCAUCUUCGCCUACGGGCAGACCGGGGCCGGCAAGUCCUACACCAUGAUGGGCAAGCAGGAGAAGGAGCAGCAGGGCAUCAUCCCGCAGCUCUGUGAAGACCUGUUCUCCCGCAUCAACGACACGACCAACGACAACAUGUCCUACUCCGUGGAGGUCAGCUACAUGGAGAUUUAUUGCGAACGCGUCCGUGACCUCCUGAACCCCAAGAACAAGGGCAACCUGCGUGUGCGAGAGCACCCGCUGCUGGGGCCGUACGUGGAGGACCUCUCCAAGCUGGCCGUCACCUCCUACAAUGACAUCCAGGACCUCAUGGACUCCGGGAACAAGGCCAGGACCGUGGCGGCCACGAACAUGAAUGAGACCAGCAGCCGGUCCCAUGCCGUCUUCAACAUCAUCUUCACCCAGAAGCGCCACGAUGCGGAGACCAACAUCACCACAGAGAAAGUGAGCAAGAUCAGCCUUGUGGACCUGGCGGGGAGCGAGCGGGCCGACUCCACGGGGGCCAAGGGCACACGGCUCAAGGAGGGAGCCAACAUCAAUAAGUCCCUGACCACGCUGGGGAAGGUCAUCUCUGCGCUGGCUGAAAUGGACUCUGGGCCCAACAAGAACAAGAAAAAAAAGAAGACAGAUUUCAUUCCCUACAGAGAUUCCGUGCUGACCUGGCUGCUCCGGGAAAACCUAGGCGGGAACUCCAGGACAGCGAUGGUGGCGGCCCUGAGCCCCGCAGACAUCAACUACGACGAGACCCUGAGCACGCUGAGGUACGCCGACCGGGCCAAACAGAUCCGCUGCAACGCUGUCAUCAACGAGGACCCCAACAACAAGCUGAUCCGCGAGCUGAAGGACGAGGUGACCCGGCUGCGGGACCUGCUCUAUGCCCAGGGUCUCGGGGACAUCACCGACACCAACACUGUGCCCGGAGGACCCAAAUACGUGUCCGACCUUGAGAACAAUAACCGUAACCGUGGCGGGGCGGAGUUGAGUCCAGCCCCUGACAAUCUCUCCACAGUGACCAACGCCCUGGUGGGCAUGAGCCCCUCAUCCUCGCUCUCGGCGCUGUCGAGCCGCGCCGCCUCCGUGUCCAGCCUGCACGAGCGCAUCUUGUUUGCCCCGGGCAGUGAGGAGGCCAUCGAGAGGCUGAAGGAGACGGAGAAGAUCAUAGCCGAGCUCAACGAGACCUGGGAGGAGAAGCUGCGGCGGACGGAAGCCAUCCGGAUGCAGAGGGAAGCCCUGCUGGCCGAGAUGGGCGUGGCCAUGAGGGAGGACGGUGGCACACUGGGUGUGUUUUCUCCCAAAAAGACACCGCAUCUCGUCAACCUAAACGAGGACCCGCUGAUGUCCGAGUGCCUCCUGUACUACAUCAAGGAUGGGAUCACCAGGGUGGGCCGGGAGGAUGCGGAGAGGCGACAGGACAUCGUCCUGAGCGGGCACUUCAUCAAGGAGGAGCACUGUGUCUUCCGGAGCGACUCCCGGGGCGGCAGCGAAGCCGUGGUGACGUUGGAACCCUGUGAGGGGGCAGACACAUAUGUCAAUGGCAAGAAAGUCACGGAGCCCAGCAUCCUGCGGUCAGGAAACCGCAUCAUCAUGGGGAAGAGCCACGUGUUCCGAUUCAACCACCCCGAGCAGGCGCGGCAGGAGCGCGAGCGCACGCCCUGCGCAGAGACGCCCGCCGAGCCUGUGGACUGGGCCUUCGCGCAGCGCGAGCUGCUGGAGAAGCAGGGCAUCGACAUGAAGCAGGAGAUGGAGCAGAGGCUCCAGGAGCUGGAGGACCAGUACCGCCGGGAGCGGGAGGAGGCCACCUACCUGCUGGAGCAGCAGAGGCUGGACUACGAGAGCAAGCUGGAGGCCCUGCAGAAGCAGAUGGACUCCAGGUACUACUCGGAGGCGAACGAGGAGGAGGAGGAGCCGGGGGACGAAGUCCAGUGGACGGAGAGGGAGUGCGAGCUGGCGCUGUGGGCCUUCCGGAAGUGGAAGUGGUACCAGUUCACGUCUCUGCGGGACCUGCUGUGGGGCAACGCCAUCUUCCUCAAAGAGGCCAACGCCAUCAGCGUGGAGCUCAAGAAGAAGGUCCAGUUCCAGUUUGUCCUCCUCACGGACACGCUGUACUCCCCGCUGCCGCCAGACUUGCUGCCCCCGGAGGCUGCCAGGGACCGGGAGACGCGCCCCUUCCCGCGCACCAUCGUGGCUGUGGAGGUCCAGGACCAGAAGAACGGGGCCACCCACUACUGGACGCUGGAGAAGCUCAGGCAGCGCCUGGCCCUGAUGCGGGAGAUGUACGACCGGGCCGCAGAGGUGCCCUCCAGCGUCAUCGAGGACUGUGACAACGUGGUGACUGGUGGAGACCCCUUCUACGACCGCUUCCCCUGGUUCCGGCUGGUGGGCAGUUCAGUCAUCUCUGGCUGCAACAGCUACCCUCUUCUCAACACAUGCAUGAGCGAGCGCAUGGCUGCUCUCACCCCCUCCCCCACCUUCUCGAGCCCCGACUCCGACGCCACCGAGCCUGCCGAGGAGCAGAGCGUGGGGGAGGAGGAGGAGGAGGAGGAGGAGGAGGAGGAGGAGGAGGAGGAGGAUCCGCAGGACGACGUCUUUCCGGAGCACGCGCUGUGCGACGGCCGGGACCCGUUUUACGACCGGCCCCCCCUGUUCAGUUUAGUAGGAAGGGCCUUCGUGUACCUGAGCAACCUGCUGUACCCCGUGCCCCUGGUGCACCGUGUGGCCGUCGUCAGCGAGAAGGGAGAGGUGAAGGGCUUCCUCCGUGUGGCCGUCCAGGCCACUUCAGCUGAUGAAGAGGCCCCCGAUUACGGCUCUGGCGUCCGACAGUCAGGAACCGCCAAAAUCUCCUUUGACGACCAGCAUUUCGAAAAGUUCCAGUCCGAGUCCUGCUCUGUGGUGGGGAUGUCCCGCUCCGGGACCUCGCAGGAGGAGCUGCGCAUCGUGGAAGGUCAGGGCCAGGGUGCCGAGGCAGGGCCCUCUGCCGACGAGGUCAACAACAACACCUGCUCAGCCGUGCCUCCGGAAGGCCUCCUCCUGGAUAGCCCUGAGAAAGCCGCCCUGGACGGGCCCCUGGACACCGCCCUGGACCACCUGCGCUUGGGCAGCACCUUCACCUUCCGUGUGACCGUCCUGCAGGCGUCCAGCAUCUCCGCCGAAUAUGCCGACAUCUUCUGCCAGUUCAAUUUCAUCCAUCGCCACGACGAGGCCUUCUCCACGGAGCCCCUCAAGAACACGGGGAGGGGCCCCCCGCUCGGCUUCUACCACGUCCAGAAUAUUGCAGUGGAGGUGACCAAGUCCUUCAUCGAGUACAUCAAGAGUCAGCCCAUCGUGUUUGAGGUCUUCGGCCAUUACCAGCAGCAUCCGUUCCCACCCCUGUGCAAGGACGUGCUCAGCCCCCUGAGGCCCUCCCGCCGCCACUUCCCGAGGGUCAUGCCGCUGUCCAAGCCAGUGCCCGCCACCAAGCUCAGCGCGCUCUCGCGGCCCUGCGCGGGGCCCUGCCAUUGCAAGUACGACGUGCUGGUCUACUUCGAGAUCUGCGAGCUGGAGGCCAACGGCGAUUACAUCCCCGCAGUGGUGGACCACCGUGGCGGGAUGCCGUGCGUGGGGACCUUCCUGCUCCACCAGGGUAUCCAGAGACGGAUAGCCGUGACGCUCCUGCACGAGACGGGCAGCCACAUCCGCUGGAAGGAAGUGCGGGAGCUCGUCGUGGGUCGGAUCCGAAACACACCAGAAACUGAUGAGUCCCUGAUUGACCCCAACAUCUUGUCUCUCAACAUCCUCUCCUCUGGCUACAUCCACCCGGCCCAGGAUGACCGGCAGUUUCUUGAUUCGGACAUGCCUAGCGUUUCGUUCGGAAAUGACACUAGGACCUUUUACCAGUUUGAGGCCGCGUGGGACAGCUCCAUGCAUAACUCUCUGCUGCUGAACCGGGUCACCCCGUACCGAGAGAAAAUCUACAUGACUCUCUCCGCUUACAUCGAGAUGGAGAACUGCACCCAGCCCGCCGUCAUCACCAAGGACUUCUGCAUGGUCUUCCACUCUCGGGACGCCAAGCUGCCCGCUUCGCGAUCCAUCCGCAACCUGUUUGGCAGCGGGAGCCUGCGGGCCUCGGAGAGCAACCGCGUGACAGGCGUGUACGAGCUCAGCCUGUGCCACGUGGCCGACGCCGGCAGCCCAGGGAUGCAGCGGCGGCGGCGGCGCGUGCUGGAUACGUCUGUGGCCUACGUGCGUGGCGAGGAGAACCUGGCGGGCUGGAGACCGCGGAGCGACAGCCUCAUCCUGGACCAUCAGUGGGAGCUGGAGAAGCUGAGUCUGCUGCAGGAGGUCGAGAAGACCAGGCACUACCUCCUGCUGCGGGAGAAGCUGGAGACCACGCAGCGGCCCGGCCCCGAGGCGCCGUCCCCCGCCUCCAGCGAGGACUCCGGCUCCCACGGGUCGUCCAGCCCCUCCUCCCCGCUCUCGGCCGAGGGCCGGCCAUCUCCCCUGGAGGCCCCCAACGAGAGACAGCGGGAGCUGGCCGUCAAGUGUUUACGCCUCCUCACACACACGUUCAACCGAGAGUACACCCACAGCCACGUGUGCAUCAGCGCCAGUGAGAGCAAGCUCUCCGAGAUGUCUGUCACCCUGCUUCGGGACCCAUCCAUGUCCCCUCUGGGGGCGGCCACGCUCACCCCCUCCUCCACCUGCCCCUCUCUGGUGGAAGGGCGGUACGGAGCGGCUGAUCUGAGGACGCCGCAGCCCUGCUCCCGUCCGGCCAGCCCCGAGCCCGAGCCCGCGCCCGAGGUAGAUUGCAAGAAGCUUCCGUCCCCGGCUCGGGCGGCUGAGGCCGACAAGGAGUCCCCACGCCUGCUGGUUCCUGACAUCCAGGAGAUCCGGGUCAGCCCCAUCGUCUCUAAGAAGGGCUACCUGAACUUCCUGGAGCCGCACACGGCCGGCUGGGCCAAGCGCUUCGUGGUGGUGCGGCGGCCGUACGCCUACAUGUACAACAGUGACAAGGACUCCGUGGAGCGGUUCGUGCUCAACCUGUCCACCGCCCAGGUGGAGUACAGCGAGGACCAGCAGGCCAUGCUCAAGACGCCCAACACGUUCGCCGUGUGCACCGAGCACCGCGGCAUCCUGCUGCAGGCCAACAGCGACAAGGACAUGCACGACUGGCUGUACGCCUUCAACCCCCUCCUGGCCGGGACCAUACGGUCCAAGCUGUCCAGACGGCGGUCCGCCCAGAUGAGGGUCUGAGCCGAAACUCCCUCGCCCCCCGAGACAGCCAGCAGGCCAGCCCCACCCCCAGUCCCCGUCACCAUCCGUCAUGUCACAUGCGCCCAGCCUGCCCCCACCAGCCCGCCAGCCAGCCCGUCCCCUGCCAGGGACGCUGCGUGGGGCCCCCGGAGCGCCACCUCCGGCCCAGGCACCUGGGCCACAAGACCUAUCCUUCCCCCAGCAGGCCGCGUUCUGUCUUCUUUCGGAGCGGGCCCCAGGUGGGAGGGGCCGGCAGGUGCCAGAGAGGCCGGGGGGCACGAGUCUCGGGGCAUCGCUGCCAUUCUGAUAUUUUUUUAAGCAUAGACAGGCUUAUAAUUAAUAUACAUUAGCUAGUGAUACCGGAACAGCCCACUCAGAAAGUAACUAUAAGACUGUGUUCUAUUUAUAAGUAUUUAUUCCUAAUACCCUCACAUAGACCCGUAGGUGCGGAUGGACCCCGCCCCACGCCUGGCCCUCUCCCAGCCCCAAGCCUCAUAGGGACGACCACGGUGAAGGGGUGUGUGCAAAGGCCAGGGCACACCUGCCGCCCGGGCCUGAGCUCAGGCUUGUGGGACACGCCUGCCACCCGGGGCGCGCACGCGUGCAUGUGCGUGUGUGUGUGUGUGUGUGUGUGUGUGUGUGUGUGUGUAAGAGCGUCAGGGGACCCGGUCUGGGCCGCGAGGGGCUUGGGGUGCGGGGUCUCCAGCUCCAGGUCGUUCCUGGGACGCAGGUCUGCGCCCCCCUCUUUGCCCUGAGACAAGGGUGUGUGUGAGUGCCAGCGAGAAGAUUCCGUGGGGCCGGGUGGGGGCAGCAGCGAUGGGGUCCCCGCCAUCGAGGAGGCUGUCCUCUGAGGUCCCGGCCCUCAUUUCGCUGCAGCGUCCACUCCAUACUCCCCACGGACUGCGCACCUGAGGCCCGGCCGUGGCCAGAGCCCGCCCCAGGCUCAGCGCCCCAGGCUCGGGGUCAGGUCCGGCAGCGCACCCAGAAGCCCCGGGGCCUGGGGGUCUCCAGUGACCUGUCCCCUUGCCCCCGGCACAUGUGGCCUCUUUCUAACUCAAGUGAAAACAGCAACCGACCCACAAGCCCGUGUCCCACCAGGAUCAGGUCCCGCUCAGAAUCUGGGCAUCCAGGCCCAGGUCUGUGGCCCACUGGGCCACGCCGCUCACUGGCGCCUUCCACUGCCUUUGCCACACCCUGCAGGGCACCCCCAGCGACACCCCACCUUUCCGUUUGGUUCGGAUUACCUUGUCGAGCCCCAGUCAGUGGUCUGAAGCCCCAUCAGCCCAGUGGUCCCCGUCGCACUGCCGUGGCGUGUGGCCACAGUGCGGGUCCUGUGUGCCGAGGCCGGAAAUGAGUGCAGCCUCUUUCCUCUGGGGAUGCGUGGGCUCGGCUCCCACACCAGGUGACAAGGGUCCAGGGUGAGGCUUUCCUUUGGGAAAGUUCUUCGCCUCGGACGUGGGACCAGGCGAUGGGCUCCCCACCUGAGCAACGUCCGGCAGCCGGGUCCGGUUCCGCCCACGCCGGCGCCUGGAGGCUGUGAGUGCACAGUCCCCGUCGCUGGUCCGGGCAGCGAGUCAGCGGCCACUGCCCCUGCUGCGCCCCUCGUCCCCGGUGCUUGGAAGGCAUCCUGGGGGCAUCGCUCCAUCAGCAGGAAACAGGCCCUAGGAAACCCGUGUGUGGAGACCCCCGGAAGAGAGCUCGUGGCCGGGCUGAAACCAAAGGUCCAGAAAGCAGACGUUCCCGGGCCAAGACGCAGAGGGCAGGGGUGUGGCACAGUCCAGAGGGAGCCCCUAUUGUGGCUGUUGUGGUGGCCUCGAGGGCGGGGAGGGGACCAGGGAGGGAGGACGCUCUUCCCAGAUGCUUGGUUCUCGGCAGCCCCGCCUUCCCGCGGGGAGACUGGGGGCGCGGGGCCCGGGCGCAGCCGCUCAGGUCAGCCAGCCUGGAGCCGCGGCUCGAGCCCGGGCGCGGGGGUCUGAGGCCAGCCAGCCUGCAGAGCACCCGCUCCGUGGGGUGAGAGGAGGGGCCGCGCCCUAAAUUCAGGAGCCUCCACGGCCAUGGAGGUGCCCCCAGGACUGUUUCACUUUGGCCCCGGUGCCCUUGGCAGUUGCCUGGACCACUGUCCCCAUCGUCACUGCCGGAGCCCCGGGGCUGGUGGGGAGAGAAACGCGGGGGCACCUGGUCCCUUGGCCCUGCAGACGCCGCCCCACCUCACACCAGGGGGCUGGCACUUAGCACACUGGGCUGCCGUCUUCGCAUCUGUGACAGAGCGGCUGCUCCGGAGCGCCCGAGGGUGUCCCCGUUGUGGGGUGUGGCGGGGAGGCCAGGCCUGCCGGUGGCUGUUUCCCACUAGGUGGGGAGGGAAGAAAGAUCCAGAAAGCCAUCCCUCUGGGAGUUUGUUUCUUUAACACUUGAUGGCACUCAUUGUGCCUUGAGGGACAGCCAUCCUCUCCCAGGGGAGGGGUCUGUCUCCUCCAGGGAGCAGGGAGCCCCUGCUGAUCCGCUGUGGCCCCAGGGCGGGGGUGCUGGGCUCCAGGCUCCAGUGUGACCUGGUGGGUGCCCAGGGUAUCGAGAUGUUCCCAAGUUCCAAGGCCUCCGUGUUCUGAGUAAGCAGUCCUAAGAUGCCAACGUUCCAGUCACUGAUCACACACGCUCACACACACACACACACGCACGCACGCACGCUCACACACACCCCCAGUGGCUGCAGUGAGGCCGCCUCCCCAUCCACCCUGGUACCCCCUCUGCACCUGUGUGGCGGGUGUGGCGAAGCGCUCGGGGAGAGUUCCGGAACGUCGCUGGUGUUUCAGGCGUGAGCAGGCUGCAGUGCUGGUCCUCCGUCAGCCCCCCCAGUGCGGGACCCCGGAAGGCUCCCUCCUUUUACCCCUGGGACGAAGGACGCGCCCCCCGGGAUCAGCAGAGGCCGUGGCUUCUUCCAGGGCGGUGCCUCCGCAGCUGGCCGUCCCCUGCCUCCCCCCGUAGCUUGUACAUAUGUGGUCACGUGGCACACCCUGGCCCCUCGCUGUAACCGCCAUUCUGACGUAACGACUCUAGCUCCCUGACGUCCUAAACCCGAGUGUUAGGCUCUAGGCUCCUGUACUGUGUGUGCACUUCACAAUCUGUCCAAUAAAUAAAUAAAUGUGGCUCCUUAUGCACCACCAGA
This is a messenger RNA of Hyaena hyaena (striped hyena), 8726 nucleotides long. RefSeq names its product kinesin family member 1A (gene KIF1A). Bases 62 to 5566 code for a protein of 1834 amino acids. Gene Ontology annotation, biological process: microtubule-based movement. NCBI's taxonomy places the organism in Eukaryota, Metazoa, Chordata, Mammalia, Carnivora, Hyaenidae. The transcript is spliced from 50 exons. Gene Ontology annotation, molecular function: microtubule motor activity; ATP binding; microtubule binding. The record is from RefSeq and is a predicted model, not a curated record.